GAAACUCCGUCAACUGUUGGAGAGGUUUUUUGAAGAGAAAACUACAAUUCCCUCAGAGCUCCUCGAAAGUGCUGCUUGUCAAUAUGGCUGUUGUCAGACAGACAAAGCGGAGAGGCAAAUAAUUCGCCUCUGAUUAGAAAUCCUUGGGAAAAAAAGAGUCGAACGGGGCACUGACAUCAAACUGCGUUAUUACCGGGCCUCGGUUUAAGUCGAGGUGAUCUUUUGAUCGUUUCUUCAAGUUAGAUGGUGAAGUGGACAAUAUAAACAGAGUUCAGCAUCAGGAUGUCUGACUUCAGCGAGGAACCUCGCUUCACUAUCGAGCAGAUAGAUCUGCUGCAGCGGCUGCGCCGCUCCGGCAUGACCAAGCAGGAGAUCCUGCAUGCGCUGGAAACUCUGGACCGGCUGGACCGGGAGCACGGCGACAAGUUCGGUCGCCGCACCUCAUCCUCCUCCUCUUCCUCCUCCGCCUACAUGGUAGGCGGGACAAACAGCUGCACCAACAACUCUGCCUCCAACAACACUGCCUCCGCAACCACCACCUCUUCCGUGACGUGCAACGGCGCCAUCAACAAUGGCGAAGACGGCGUCGGCGACCACUCCGCAACCACUGCCUCCUCUACGACCUCCAAGAUAUCCACAGCCACGCAGACGCAGUUUGGCAGCAACGGCGGGGGGCUCUCGCCCUCUCUUAGUAACAACUAUGACACCUCCCCACCUCCAGCGCCGCCGCCACCCUCCACCAUCUUGCCCUCACCUGUCUCACUGGUGGCGUUGUCACAGAAUGGGCGUGACAGUCUAGCUGCCACACCCAACGGAAAGCUGUCUCCUCCUCGCUACCCUGUCAACAGCGCCGCAGCAGUAAGAACCUUUGGGUUCGAGCCUAUAGAAGAGGACCUUGAUGUUGACGAUAAAGUGGAGGAGCUGAUGAGGAGGGAUAGCAGCAUGGUAAAAGAGGAGAUUAAAGCCUUUCUGGGGAACCGCCGGAUCUCGCAGGCUGUGGUGGCACAAGUCACUGGCAUCAGCCAGAGCAGAAUCUCCCAUUGGCUGCUGCAGCAUGGCUCCGAUCUGAGUGAGCAGAAGAAGAGGGCCUUCUACCGUUGGUACGCGCUGGAGAAAACGACACCAGGUGCCACUCUGAACAUGCGGCCGGCGCCAUUGCCUCUGGAGGAGAUGGAGUGGAGGCAAACUCCUCCUCCACUGGCCACAGCCCCGGGAACUUUCCGACUUCGGCGGGGAAGCCGCUUCACUUGGAGGAAGGAGUGUCUGGCUGUGAUGGAGAGCUACUUCAACGACAACCAGUACCCAGAUGAAGCCAAAAGGGAGGAAAUUGCCAACGCCUGUAAUGCUGUUAUUCAGAAACCAGGGAAGAAGCUAUCUGAUUUGGAGAGGGUCACUUCCCUCAAAGUUUACAACUGGUUCGCGAACCGCCGCAAAGAAAUCAAGAGGCGAGCUAACAUUGAAGCCACAAUCCUGGAGAGUCAUGGGAUAGACGUGCAGAGUCCAGGAGGACACUCCAACAGUGACGACAUUGACGGGAACGAUUUCACAGACCAGGCAUGUGAUCUGCCAUAUUUUGACAAGAGACCUCUCAGCCGACAAUUUGGCCUUUACCGCUUGGAGCCCAGCUCCCCUACACAGGAUGACAACGCCGCUCACAGCGAGCACCAGGAUCCCAUCUCCUUGGCUGUGGAGAUGGCCGCAGUCAAUCACACCAUCUUGGCCCUGUCUAGAACCGGAGGGGUUCCCAGUGACAUCAAGACAGAAGUCCUGGAGGACGACUGAACGGCGAGAGGGGAGGAAGCAACAAGAAGCCAAAGGGAAGGAGGAAUUUUAAGGUGCAUUUUCCAGCGCAGGGACCUUACCUGGAAACUAGGAGCUUUUAGAGGACCCUUGUGUGUUUGGAUAUAUCUAAGUUCAGUUCAUUGCUAGAAGAAGACCCCUACUUAGAGGUAUUACAUACUUCAGGUUUAAAGACAAAAAAGUUCCUGGGCCUCGUAAAAGUACUUUCUAAAAAAUCCAGGAACAGAAUUUAGGAUAUGGUUCCCAUGGUCCAAACACGCAACGUUCCUCCAAGAGUUCCUAAUUCCAGGGUGUUCCUUGUUCCUUCCGAGACCUUAUUCCUUCCAAAACCGAACCGACAUGACUGAUCGUCUCAACUUCCUGAUGUAUUAACUAAUCGUACAACUAAAGAAAAAGGAUACUACCAUCCCUGAAAAAAAGAUAACGUAGAAGUCCUGGCCUUUUCUCACAACCAAGUUCCAGUUGUUUCCCGUCCUCUUCGUCCCUGAACACUCUCCUCUUCUUUUCCUCCCCCACACUCCUCCUUACCUCUUGCAGCCUGGUCGCCUGAGCCAAUCCUCACUCAGUCUCACUCAACCUCAGAGACAUACUCAAUAAAUGUGUACUGUAUAUAUGAUAGAUAGGUUCUUCUAGUUCUCAGUCACCCGAACCUACUGGUGUUCUACCUACCUACUCUCGCAACUCACCCUUGUUAUUGUGCAAUUAACGACAGGAGAAGCCUCUGGAUGAUGUCUUGUGGAGAGCGUCUCCUCUGUUAGAGUAAAUUCGAUUGGCAGUUUCUUUACCGGCCAUCCCAACGCUCUGAAUGUUCUCAGCUUCUCGCCGGAUGGAAUCGAUGCGGUUUUCUGCUAUCAAAUGCAAACCUGAAGAUGGUUAGCCUUAAGUUCAAACACGCUCACUACAGGACGGCUUUGCAUGUCAGGAAUCACGAAACGUAUUUUACAAUGAUAUAUUUUUUUUAAGUUUCCAUUCUGCAGCAGAAAGUCAACAAUCAUUGUGAUAUUUAGCUCGUUGAUGAAUUAAGUGCUUGAGGCAAUGAAGAAUCAGUUAAUGUGAUAUUCAAGCAAACGUAAGCUAUCUACUAAUGGAAUUUGUGCUUUUAUGUUAACGCCAUCCAUGCCAAAGGAAAAGAUGCUGUGAUGAGGUUGACUCAAAGUCGCCUCUCGGCACCACAGACUGGUCUCUUCAUGGACAUCUAAAGCCAUUUCUUAGAAUGGAUUUGGCAUAUGUGUUCUUGGGCCAGUUUGACCCAAAUAGGGCAAGUUGUAAUGCUUGCUGGCAGAGGCUGGAUGUAUAAGCGUGACUUGUCCACCUCUAUAAUGGCCAAAAGAAUGUGAUAGGAGCUUCUUUUUUUUUUUUUUUUUUUUAAUAAUUAAGUACAGCAAACUAAAACCCUACGUGGAAUUGGUUUGGUCUUUGCCAAUGUAAUUAGCUCAAAGGUUAAACCACCACUUUUAAAUGCAGGUUUUUCUCACUGUGCGUAGCUCUCUCUCUAAAAAGGACAAAAGUGUCAUUUCUUUGAUGACGCGGCAACUUUUCAGUCACACUGAGCUUGGCACUUUUUGACCAAAGGAAUAGAUUUACAUCACGGGAAAAUGCUUAUUUGUGUUAUUUUGUUUCACACAAAAUGAGUGGAACAUCAUUUGCUCUAAAUGUUCUUAUAUUCACAGUGGAAAGUGAUUUAUUCUUUUUCUCAAGAGGAAUUCAUAGAACCGAAAAUAGUAACAAAUAAAUGUAGCUUAUUAAAAUGACUAAAUUAAUGUACAUCGACAACGUUUAAAAAAUGUUUGAACAUUUGGGGACAUUUAAAAACAGGACAAAAAUUCAUUUAGGUUAAUUGUUGAAUUAUCCUUGUUAACAUAACACUUAAACCCAUUUUCCCAGUGUAAAACUAUUGCUUAUCAAGAGGCCCAGGAAAAGAAUAUGUGAUGAAAUAAUAGUUAUAUUUGGGAACUGUCGAAAUGAACUGAUUUGGACGCAUCACAUUCUGUGUUUUUAAUGACAACAUCAAAAGUGUUUAUCAAAGCUCCCUUUCAUGCAUUUCAAAAAGGAUUUAAAAAGGAUUUUAAGGUUAAAAAAAAAAAGUAUUUAUACUCAUUUUUAUGGCUAAUGUACAAAGUGUUUUGAAAAGAAUCAUGCUUGUUGUUAAAUUAAGCCUUUUUAAGUUCACCAGAUUUUUUUUACAUGUAUUUUCUAUUGUGUCAUUCAUUUUUAGACUGAAUGGCAGUCUUCCUGUUUGUGUCUGAUUUAUGUUGUGAAAGACAAAUAACAAUGCACCUUACGAGGAAAAUGUUAAGCUUUUGACUUCAACUUGAUGUGAUCUUGUCCCUUCCCCUGAAGCCAGACUGCAUUGUGAAAUGAGAGCGUUUGGAUGUUUCCUAUUGUGGGAGCACUGGCACAGAAAAAAAAAAAUCACUGAAAUAUUAGGGCAAUAGUCCGGUUCAAGUAUUUGAACCCUCCUUCCCGGUUUUGCCUUGAGACCACCACAAUGGAUUUGAAAUAAAACAAGAUGUGAUUGAAUUCUAGACCUAAAGAUCCUGUUGAACGUAAUCCAAUCACAUCAUGUUUUUCCAAAUCCAUUUGACUGUCAUUAGUUUUUCCAAACCCAAGAGUGCAAAAUGAUAAAAUCGUUACCGUUGAGGAAAAAAAAUCGCCAUGUACUUGUGCAAGAUGACUUUGGCACACUUAAAAAAAAAAAGAUAUAAAGCUCACUUUCUUUGCCAUGCACACAAGAGUGCAUCUGGAGAUUCUCACUUGAAGCUGCUUUCAAAUAAAUUGUUUAUAUUGUUUCAGAGAUUAAAUAGCAGUACCAAUUCAUAUCCAACAGUAUUUAACCUGAGUGUUCGGGAUGGACGAAAUGAGUGCUCAAGGACUGAAUCGGAUGUAUUUCAUUUCCAGUAAGGUGGCUGUUCUGAAACCGAGGCUGUAACCCUGACGCUGAUAUCUCCCCCCCCCCCCCCCCCCCCACACACACACACAAAAAAAAAUCCCCAGCAUCAAUACGUACUCCAGUCGUAGUGCUUCUUCUCCAGGGAUGUCCUCUCGUGGUAAGUCAGGGUUUCCAUGUUACAGGUCCCUCCUCCGUGUCCCCUGUAUAACGCCUCAUCCAAAUAUAGCUCAGAAAAAGAGGACUGAAUGCUGUUGUUUCAAUCUCGAAAGCUAUGUUAUGUUCAAUUUUAUUGUAUUGCCCAUUUUGAAAUUUAGUGCCUUUUUUGGACAGUAGACUGUUCUGUAAUUAAGAUGUAGUAUAUAUACAUUUUUGUACAGUUUCUUUGUUCAUUUUUUUUAACUUGUGUUUAUUUUUAGUAUGAUAUAUAUACUGUACAAGAGAAUAAAGCUAUAUCACAGAAA
Messenger RNA from Syngnathus typhle (broad-nosed pipefish), 5151 nucleotides. RefSeq names its product homeobox-containing protein 1-like. The transcript is spliced from 10 exons. Lineage: Eukaryota; Metazoa; Chordata; Actinopteri; Syngnathiformes; Syngnathidae. Gene Ontology annotation, cellular component: nucleus. Gene Ontology annotation, biological process: positive regulation of DNA-templated transcription. The record is from RefSeq and is a predicted model, not a curated record. Gene Ontology annotation, molecular function: double-stranded telomeric DNA binding. Bases 283 to 1782 code for a protein of 499 amino acids.